Molecule: messenger RNA, 270 nt
Organism: Colletotrichum spaethianum
Lineage: Eukaryota; Fungi; Ascomycota; Sordariomycetes; Glomerellales; Glomerellaceae
Exons: 2
Coding region: 1-270 (89 amino acids)
Source: RefSeq, a predicted model, not a curated record
AUGUCGUCCCAAAACCCCAUCCACAACACCGCCGAGACCCUCGGUCAGAAGAAGGACACCAAUCCCGCGAAGCCUAGUGUAAUCUCUUCCGAGGGCGCCAUUGGCAAGCAGUUCAACCCCGAUGGCAACGUUGGUCAGAUUGGCGAGGCCGUUGGUGGACCCUUCUCGAAGGAUGGUGCGAUCGGAAGCCAAUUCGAUGCCAGCAAGGGUGGCAUUGCUGGCACCGUAGAAAAGGCGGUUGACGGACCCAGGAACCCAGCGAAGAAAUAG